ACCAAGACACAGUCCCACCCCACCCCACCCCGCGCCGCCGCCCGCGAUCGCCGAUUUGCCGUCGCCCCAGUCCCGCCCGCGCUCGCAUUGGUGGCGGCGAGCAGCGAGCGGCUACCGCGAAUCGGGCCGGCGGCCUUCUUUCUUCUCCCUUGGCGCCGGCCGGCUGCAGGCGGCGGCGGCGGCGGGACGAUGACGCCGCGGGAGCGGCUGGACGCCCUGCGUGGCGCCACGGGGGAGUGCGACUGCGUCGGCGGGGAGGACGAGCUGCUUCUGCGGCUGCUGCGGCGCGGCCAGCCCCGCCCCGUCUGCCUCGACGGCUUCGAGCCCUCCGCCGCCAUGGACAUCGCGCGGGGCGUCGGGACGGCGGUCCGCGCCCGGGCGAUGGCGCGGGCCGGGUGCCGGGUGAAGAUCGUGGUCGCCGACUGGUUCGCGCUCCUCGGCGGCCGGAUGGGCGGCGACUGGGGCAGGAUCCGGGACGCCGGCAGCCGGAACGUCCAGGUGUGGGAGGCCGCCCUGAGGGCGCUCGGCGUGGGCGCCGGCGAGGUGGAGUUCCUCUGGUCCUCGGACGAGGUCCUCCGCCGCGCCGCCGAGUACUGGCAACCGCUCGUCAUGGACAUCGCCGAGAAGCACUCGGUCGAGAGGAUAGUCAGGUGUUGCAAGGCGGUCUUCGGCCGCGACAAGGAACAGCUGACUGCUGGGCAGUUCAUGUACCCCAUCAUGCAGUGCGCAGAUGUCUUCUUCUACCAGGCAGACAUAUGCCACAUGGCCAUGGAUCAAAGAGAGGUGAAUCUGCUAGCAAGAGAUUACUGCAAGGCGAGUGGAAGGGACAAUAAGCCAACCAUCAUGUCAUACCAUAUGCUACCUGGUCUUAAGAAUGGCCAGAAGAUCUCAGACAAAGAUCCAUCAUCAGCUAUAUUCAUGGGAGAUAGCGAGUCUGAGGUGAAUAAGAAGAUAAAUAAGGCAUUUUGUCCUCCUGGAAUAGUUGAAGCAAAUCCAUGCUUGGAGUACAUCAAGCAAAUCAUUUUACCUUGGUCUAGAAAGUUUGUUGUGCUUCGGACCGAAGAUAAUGGUGGUAACAAGACCUACAACGGAAUAGAAGAACUCUUUGAGGAUUUUCGUAGUGGUGCUCUGCAUCCGGCUGAUGUGAAGUCCAACCUUAAAAAAGCUAUAAAUGAGAUACUGCAGUGUGUUCGUGACAACUUGAUUCACUUCGAAAGCAAUAGUGAUGCCGAUGUUCUUCUUAAUAAUAGUGUUAAGCGCACCGCGUCUACUGCUGAUAAUCUGCCUAGUAGAAUGCCAGUGAUGACCUCAGAUAUGCGGUUCAAGAUACUGCACAGCAUUGCGGAGAAGGAUGAGUGCACUACGGAGAAUGAGUUGAAGCAGCUGCUGCAGGAGAAGCCCACUCCCAUCUGCUAUGAUGGAUUCGAGCCUUCUGGCCGCAUGCACAUUGCUCAGGGGGUUGGAAAGGCAAUAAGUAUUGACAAGAUGCUUGAAGCUGGAUGCAAAGUGAAAAUCUGGAUAGCAGACUGGUUUGCUAUGCUCAACAACAAGAUGGGAGGGAAUCUAAAACAAAUCCGAACUGUUGGACUCUACAUGAUUGAGAUUUGGAAAGCACUUGGCAUGAACUUGAAAGGGGUGGAAUUCCUCUGGGCCUCGGAAGAAAUUGAUAAUCGCGGCAAUGAAUACUGGCCACUUGUAAUUGACAUUGCCCAUAAAACAUCUUUCAAGCGGAUAAUCAGGUGUUGCCAAAUUAUGGGUCGAAGCGAGAAGGAUGCCCUGACUGCUGCCCAGAUUAUGUAUCCCCUCAUGCAGUGUGCUGAUAUAUUCUUUCUCAAGGUAGACAUAUGCCAGAUGGGUUUGGAUCAAAGAAAGGUGAAUAUGCUUGCUAGAGACUAUUGUGAGGCCAGCAAAAGGAAUAACAGGCCAAUUAUUCUAUCACACCAUAUGUUACCUGGAAUUAAAGAAGGUCAGCAAAAAAUGUCAAAGAGCGAUCCAUCCUCGGCUAUUUUUAUGGAAGACAAUGAGUCUCAGGUGAAUGAGAAGAUAGGACAGGCUUUCUGCCCUCACAAAGUUACUGAAGGAAAUCCAUGCUUGGAGUACAUCGAGUACAUAGUUUUGCCCAAGUCGGGAAGGUUUGCUGUGCUUUGUAAGGAAACUGAUGGCAGUAACAGGACAUACAGCAAGAUAGAAGAACUCCGUGAAGAUUACCGCAGCGGCACUCUUCACCCCGAUGAUGUGAAGCUUGCUCUCGCGAAAGCACUAAACGAUAUAUUGCAGCCUGUUCGCGAUCACUUCGAAAAGCAUCCUGAUGCCCAAGCUCUGCUCGAUACCGUCAAGGCCUACAGAAGAACCGGUGGGUCUCAAAUGCAGAGUGGAGGUGAUCACACCAUCAAGGAACCUGAACGCAGUAGUGCCUGAACCAUGUGUCGAUUCUGAAUCAGCACUCUUGAUCGGGUGUAAAAAUUUGGGCGUUCUUUAGCCUGGUUUGGGUAGCCAUUUUGCCUAGCUAAAUGGAAGUUGAAACCGCAGGGCACUGAGCUACAGGGCUCAACAAAUUUCAUGGGCUGUAUAGGGAUAGUCCGUGAACCAUCAUCCAUCUGCUUUUUUUUUUUAGGGUAACCAUCAUCCAUCUGCUGCUGAUA
Messenger RNA from Panicum virgatum (switchgrass), 2642 nucleotides. Its product is annotated as tyrosine--tRNA ligase 2, cytoplasmic-like. The transcript has 16 exons. Gene Ontology annotation, biological process: tRNA aminoacylation for protein translation. The coding region runs from base 190 to 2418 and encodes 742 amino acids. The record is from RefSeq and is a predicted model, not a curated record. Lineage: Eukaryota; Viridiplantae; Streptophyta; Magnoliopsida; Poales; Poaceae. Gene Ontology annotation, molecular function: ATP binding; tyrosine-tRNA ligase activity.